AUGAAGUUAUCAUACGCAUUCCUUUGGUGCCUCCAGGCGUUGACUUUAACGUCUGCGGCUGCAAUAGAGAACAGGGACCUUGCAAGUACAAUUUUGGGAGAGAUCGAAUCCGCAGCAAGUUGUGCGGGAUGUGAUGCAGUGCUAGAUAUUCUCAAACUUCUUGCUGCGCUAGGCAACACAAUUUUUGUCAAAACGCUGACGGAAAUUUGUAUUCUGGCAAAGGCUGAUGACAAGGAUGUUUGCACGGGAGCCGUUGGGUUGGAGGGACCCAUCAUUGCACAAGAUUUGCGAGCGAUGUCGAUACCGUCUCAUACCUCCCAGUUAUUCUGCAUCACAUUCUUUGGUCUCUGUCCCUACCCGCCUGUUACUCCAUAUACCGUUCCAUUUCCCUCACCAAAGCCUCCAACCAGUAGGCCAGUCGUGAGCAGACAACUUCCAAUCCAAGUGGUGCAUUUCAGCGACAUUCACGUUGAUCCGUUCUAUGAGACUGGAGCCAGCUAUAACUGUACAAAACCAAUUUGCUGCAGACCAUACACUUCUGCUGAAGCGCCAGGUAACAACAAAUAUCCAGCUGGACCAUACGGCAACACGAAAUGCGAUGCUCCAGUCAGCCUGGAGGAUAGCAUGUAUGCCGCGAUAAAGCAAAUUGCUCCUAAUGCCGCGUUUACACUCUUCACUGGAGACAUUGUGGACCACGCGGUUUGGUUGACGAACCAAACUCAGAAUAUCAAGGACAUCAACGACGCCUAUACGAGAAUGUCCGGCCUUCCCCCAGUUUACGGCGUUGUGGGGAAUCAUGAAUCAUCACCUACUAAUGCGUUCCCUCCAACGGCCCUUAAAAACAAUGUUGAGCAAUGGGUUUAUGACACGCUGUCCGCUGACUGGAGUCAAUGGAUUGGUUCUACUUCUGCUUCAGCAGCGGAUAAAUUUGGUGCUUAUUCUGUGAUCAACGGAAAUCUGCGCGUGAUCUCAAUCAACACGAAUCUGUACUAUGGGGGAAAUUACUGGUUGUAUGAGAAAACCAUGGAGGCCGAUCCAAGUGGCCAAUUUGCCUGGCUCGUCAGCGAAUUGCAAGCGGCCGAGAAUUCUGGCCAACGAGCAUACAUUAUUGGACACAUGCCAAUGGGUAUGGGAGAUGCAUUUAGAGAUGCCUCGAAUUAUUACAGCCAGAUCGUGAAUCGCUAUUCAGCUACUAUCGCUGCUGAAUUUUGGGGACACACUCAUACAGAUCAAUUUCAGAUUGCUUACAGCAACUACACAGCACAGUCCUACUCAAAUGCUCUCGAGACCUCCUACAUCUGUCCGUCAAUGACGCCAACUUCCGGACAUCCAGCAUUCCGCGUCUACUCAAUUGAUCCCGUCACCUACGGUGUUCUCGACGUGACAACCUACAUCGCCAAUCUCUCUGACCCCAACUACCAAACCACAGGUCCAGUCUGGACAAAAUACUAUUCCGCAAAAGACGCGUACGGCCCCCUCGUCACACCACCUCUCACGGAUCCAGCUGCGGAGCUGACCCCAGCUUUCUGGCACAACCUCACCACCGUCUUCGAGACCAGCCCCACCGCAUUCCAAGACUAUAAAAACCGACAAACAAGGGGCUACUUCCCUACCACCUGCACAGGCACCUGCCAAACUCAAGAAAUCUGCGCGAUUCGAGCUGCGGAAUCACAAUACAAUUGUGCAACUAUCACGCCUGGAAUCAACUUCCGCAAACGAGACGAGGUUAUUGAAAGAUCUCAGGGCGUGAUUGAAGUGGGGGAAUGUGAAGGCUCCAUAUUGAGACCUAUUUUGGCGAAGCUGGCAGCAAAGGAUGGGUUAUUGGAAGAAGCGGUGCUCAAAGCGAGAGCCAUGUAUAGAAAGAAGUGA
Hyaloscypha bicolor E is the source of this 1869-nucleotide messenger RNA. RefSeq names its product sphingomyelin phosphodiesterase. Gene Ontology annotation, biological process: sphingomyelin catabolic process. Bases 1 to 1869 code for a protein of 622 amino acids. Gene Ontology annotation, molecular function: sphingomyelin phosphodiesterase activity. NCBI's taxonomy places the organism in Eukaryota, Fungi, Ascomycota, Leotiomycetes, Helotiales, Hyaloscyphaceae. The transcript has 5 exons. The record is from RefSeq and is a predicted model, not a curated record.